ACAUAUGAAAAUAGGCUUGCCAAUGCAUCUUAUCUUGCAAAAAGAAUUGAAAAUGCAAUAAGAGAUAAUCCCACAAUUCCUAUUCAGCAAUUGAAAAAUAGAAUUCGAUCAAAAUGCAAUGUGGAUGUGAGUAGAUUUAAGGUGAUGAGAGCCAAAAAAGAAGCUUUACAGAGAAUCAGGGGGGAUGAUGCAAAGCAAUACGAAUUGUUGUGGGAUUACUGUGAAACUGUCAGAAAUUGUAAUCCAGGGUCUAAGCUCAUACUUAAAAAACUGGAAAAUUCUGAUCCCCCAGUUUUUGAUAGAAUGUA
Sesamum indicum (sesame) is the source of this 308-nucleotide messenger RNA. Lineage: Eukaryota; Viridiplantae; Streptophyta; Magnoliopsida; Lamiales; Pedaliaceae. The record is from RefSeq and is a predicted model, not a curated record.